GCCCGCGCUGCGUCCCGGGGGCGGGGAGGGAGGGCUUGGGCUCCGCGCCUCCCCGGUCCCUUGCGUGUCCCCCUUCAACGGCGCGGCCCGGCGCAUCGGCCCCGGCGCCCCCGGCAUCACCCGGGCUGAAUCUCCUUCCCGGCUUUAAUCACUGAAACCCCUUCUAGGCAGGCCCGCAGACAGAAUGAGUGCUGGCCGAGCUCUCUCGGGGCGCGGGGCCGCGCAGCCGGAGGUGCCGGGGGGAUGCGGGACGGGAAGCGGGAGCCUCCAGCCCCCAUGGCCGCCGCAUCCUUCACCGUGCGCGGCUUUCCGGGCAUCGCCGUGGCCUCGUCUUGCGGCGCCUUUCGGCACUGGCACAGUUCGAUGUGCUUGGGGAAUGUCCAGAACAUCAUUUGCCGCAUGCAGGGAGUGUUUUUCAUCAGUAGAAAACGCUCUGGCAGUGUUGUUUGCCACAGAACGUGUUAGACUUGUGUACACGAGUUUUGGUUUAAAUAAUAAUAAUUUAAGGGCAGAAUUAAUGUAACUGUUCGUGACAGUGUUUCAGUAUUCUCCAUCUAAAGAAGUUAAAUGUGUUGUCCUCAAUACCUCAAAGAAAGAACAUUCAAUAACAAUUUAACAUUAUGGAUCUCGCUGUUUAUUAUUUAGUACUCAAGAACAUGUGGUAAUAAAGGGAAAUAAUGCACACCUACAUGUGUACUUCUUGCAGUCUUUGAAGUUUUUACCCAUACUGGUAGUACAAGUUAAAAAGCUGUCAAAAUUCUAAUAAAAUGUUUAUAUUUAUAGUCUUACUUUAAUUCUAGGUAAUAAUUCUAGGUCAUAAUUGAACUGCUCCUAUUUUCUGGAAUGUCCAACCAGUAUCGCUGAAUUUAGAUUUAACCUUAAAUAAACAUAGUGGACUUCAGUUCACGUGUGUAUGACACAGAAUGUAAAACACUUUUAAAAUAUGUUUCUUUAAAAAUCUAGACCCAUCUCUUUCCUCUGAUGUUUGAGUAUACACAGUAUUGAGGAUCUCUUAAUUUGAAGUUGUAGGAUGCCUGUUUUGAAAACAUUGGCAGAAUUGUCCUGUGAACAUGGAACUUAACUGAUGUGCCAGCUUUCACUUGUUGUGAAAAAGGAACAGAAGUCACAAAUGCUGAUGCCCGGUCCUCUGAGGAAAGCACUGGGCCAGAAGUUCUUCAUCUUUCCAAGUGUUGAGCACGACAGUGACGAUGAUUCCUACGAAGUGCUGGAUCUAACAGAAUAUGCUCGGCGUCACCAUUGGUGGAAUCGUUUGUUUGGCCGCAAUUCAGGACCAAUUGUAGAAAAAUACUCUGUAGCCACACAGAUUGUGAUGGGAGGUGUGACUGGCUGGUGUGCGGGAUUUUUGUUCCAGAAAGUUGGAAAGCUUGCAGCAACUGCAGUAGGUGGUGGCUUUCUUCUGCUUCAAAUUGCUAGUCAUAGUGGAUACGUACAAGUUGACUGGAAGAGAGUUGAAAAAGAUGUAAACAAAGCAAAAAAACAGUUAAAAAAGCGUGCAAAUAAGGCAGCUCCUGAAAUCAACACUCUCAUUGAAGAGUCAACAGAAUUUAUCAAACAGAACAUUGUGGUGUCCAGUGGCUUUGUUGGAGGCUUUUUGUUGGGGCUGGCGUCGUGAGGACCCCAACGUCCCUUCCAGAUGGGAUCCGUGUCGGCCAAGAUUGCGAGCAGUGUGGGUCACUGGGCCUGCCAGAGCAAGACAAGAGGACUAGCUAGGCAACUUGGGAGCUUUUACAUUUCAGGCUUUUGCCUCUUGAAGCUUGGUAAAACUAGGAUUUGCUGAAAAACUGUGCAGUGUGCUCAUUAUAGCAUUUCUGGGCAAAACUGGUUCAUCCUCAUCAUGUCUCUUUUUAUCUAUGGCCUUUCAAGAUCUAGCAUUUUUUAAAAUGUUAUUCUUGGAAUAUAGCUGUGUAACCAUACUGUAAGAAUGAAAGCUCCAUUUCUGUGUUUUCAGUUAAAUACUGUUUAUUUAAAAAGUAUUUUUCUUCAUGCUGUAGUAGGUAGUAUCAAUGACUACAUACUGUAUAUGAUACUGUGGUUUCAGCCUCCUGGCUGUCCAUCUUCUUUAGAAGUCACUGCAAUAAUCUGUAAUACCUUUUUACAGAGUAUUAAAUAACAAAGAAUCAUGAGCUUAUUAAAGGUGAAAAUUAACUUUGG
Messenger RNA from Motacilla alba alba, 2172 nucleotides. It is a transcript of the gene FUNDC1, whose product is annotated as FUN14 domain containing 1. The transcript has 5 exons. Lineage: Eukaryota; Metazoa; Chordata; Aves; Passeriformes; Motacillidae. Gene Ontology annotation, biological process: autophagy of mitochondrion. The coding region runs from base 1085 to 1633 and encodes 182 amino acids. Gene Ontology annotation, cellular component: mitochondrial outer membrane. The record is from RefSeq and is a predicted model, not a curated record.